GGGAGGAGGGGCAGGCACCACCAGAGAAUGAACGAACUCUAUAGAUGUGUAUUGAUGAAAGUCACACUUGUAAACGCGAGCGUCGUCCGAUACUUCGCAGUAGAAAGUAGCAGAUGUAGCAAAUAAAUUAUUAGACGACGAGACUAAAACCCAAGGACCUUUCAAUUGGUUGAAUUUCAUAAUUCGCUAGUUCAAAGGGGUAUAGGCUACACAUGCUUUAUACACGAAUUUGAAAUUGUCGCCACAAGGUCGCCGCUGUGCGCAAGACACACGGCAAUUGAAGAGUAGUUGAAGUGAGCUUGUAAAAGGCCUGGUGCAUGAUGGGAUCUUUUCGCCGGCCCCGUCCGCGCUUCAUGAGCUCGCCCGUGCUGACGGACCUCGCCUGCUUCCACGCCAGCUCGGUCGGCCAGCAGCUGUCCAACACCAGUGUCUGGAAUAGCGUCCAAACAGCCGUGAUCAAAGUGUUCCAGGGUGGAGGGUUGCAAGCGAAUGAGCUUUACACCCUCAAUGAGAGCAUCAGAUGGCUCCUCAAGACUGAGUUGGGCUCGUUCAUCACAGAGUACUUCCAGAAUCAACUCUUGACCAAAGGCCUGUCACAUAUUCUGGAGAAGAUUAGACUUUAUGAGGGUGACAGUCAACUCCUUAUCCUGUCUGAGAUGUGGGUCAGGUUCUUCACUGGGAUCUUGCCCACGCUCCAGGCUAUAUUCUAUCCUGUUCAGGGUCAGGAGCUUACCGUCAGACAGAUGGCUCUACUGGGCUUCAGAGACCUGGUCCUGUUGAAGCUCUCCCUGGAAGACCUACUACCCAUUGCCACAGUCCCCCCAGCCAUCACACAAAUGCUGCUGAUUCUGCAGGGCAUCCAUGAGUCUAACGGGCCCAGUCAAGAGUACUAUCAGCUAGAGGGAUUGGUCGAGACAGUCAUCUCGCCUUACCUGGGGAACGUCCUCCACGUUAGCAACACCAACUGCUUCGUAGAAUGCCGAGCACCACUUUCCAGGUUAAGAGGAGUGGCACAACCAGAGAUCACUGUUACUCAUCAUCAUGCCUCAGACUCCUCCUCUCUGGCUCCCCUAGUGGAGCAGGAGGGGGAAUCCUAUCUGGAGAAGGUGGGAGGAGUCCGACGCCACACAGUGGCCAAUGCACACUCCGACAUACGGCUGCUCUCAGCUUCUGGCAGGAUGCAGCCUGGGAUGGAGGAGGACAGUGGUGGCGGUGGUGGGAACGGGAUGGCAGGCAACGGCAUGCUGCCCAGGCCUUUCUCCAGCCAUCCAGACAUCCUGGAAUCCCCACUGGGAGUGGUGGGGCCCUUUAGAAAGCAGAGAUCGACUGAAAUCAGCUGCGAUCCUCCCAGCUAACCAGUGAUAGCAGCUGGAGACCAUUGUUGUUAUUGAUUCCUGGAAACUGAGGGGAUAAAAAAACAUCUCUGAGUGCGAGCAGGGUGGUCGGGUGGAGUCCCUGUCACCCAAGGGCUUUCCCUCCUCUGUGCUCAGAGGCCAAAAUGUGGAAACAGUUGAUUGUUUACGUACAGCUCUGUUACCCGAAUUGCCAACAUGUCAGAUCAAUUCACAUUAUUUUAUUCCUGGGACGCAUUCCUCGGUUGGAACUGAUUGAUGACAGGCAUCUACCGUAACAGCUAGUGUUUUUACCCUAUUUAACCUCUCAUAAGGACACAGGGGACAGUGAGAUCUGAGCCUCAUGUAAAGAAAGUAUAUUUGUGACUGACCGCCUCCAUUUGGUCUUUUGUAACAUUGUUUUAGUAUUUUUAUUUUUUACAUUAGAUAAAAGUUGACUCCCUAGACUCACAGCUAGAAAAACUGUAUAUCAUACACUGCAGUUGAGGAACAAACGGGAAAGUAAUUCUGCUUUGAAAGUUGAAAAACUUGUAACCCCACUUUUGAGAAAAUGGUCCUUGAAUGUUUGGUACACGAGCUCUUCUUAUUCCACACCCAUUCAGCAUCGUUUACAUCCUCUUAAGACUUAGCCCAACCAAUCUCUUUCACGUGUGAGGCAAUGUGCUAAACAGUGAGUAUGGUAGUGUACAACCAAAGAUUUCAAGACUAAAGGCUGGUUUAUACUACAUCUAUCAACAGUUGUCACAGUGACAUCAUGAACAUUCUAUUGUCGUCCGACAUCAAACUUGUCAUUGUUGUUCUGAAAAAUUAUUAACAAAACAAAAUGACAUCAUGCAUGACUUCAGCAGCCUGGGGGUCCAAAAUAGCAUAACUGGUGCGUAAUUAACACCAAUAAACCCAUCCUUUUAAAAAUUAAAAGCAACUUUCUAAACAAUGUUUUUGGGUAGUUUCUAGCCUGUUAGAAGGUGUAAACGGUACAGUGAAAUGGUUACUUGAAUAGUGGAGUCUUUGGUUUAGACAUGUAGCUAGCUAGCUAAACAAUGAACCAUAAUCCCAACUCAUAACAUUACUACCCUGCAUGAAUCUACAGGUAGAUAAAUCUAACCAACUAGCUGGGUUCAAUGUUAGCUAGCUAGCUAACAUUAGGCUAUAACUAGCAAUACAAAUGGCUCUGAGAUAUGCAUAACGUUACUACACAGAUCAUACAUGUAACAUGAACUUGCGCCAGACAGCUAAUGUUAGCUAGCUAACAGUAAGCUUUAACUUGCAAUGAAAAUUACUUUCUGACUAAAUAUAUCUGAAAAUGUAGCAAGCUACAUGGAUGAACGUUUCUCCAUCUCUGUCACGGAUGCCAUGCUUGCCCUUAGUUUCAAAUCAUUUUUUAAAUUUGUCACAUACACAUGGUUAGCAGAUGUUAAUGUGAGUGUAGCGAAAUUCUUGUGCUUCUAGUUCUGACAAUGC
Oncorhynchus gorbuscha (pink salmon) is the source of this 2813-nucleotide messenger RNA. It is a transcript of the gene prr5l, whose product is annotated as proline rich 5 like. Bases 318 to 1355 code for a protein of 345 amino acids. Gene Ontology annotation, biological process: TORC2 signaling. The record is from RefSeq and is a predicted model, not a curated record. Gene Ontology annotation, cellular component: TORC2 complex. The transcript is spliced from 9 exons. Lineage: Eukaryota; Metazoa; Chordata; Actinopteri; Salmoniformes; Salmonidae.